AUGAAUGACAAUUUCCCAGUCCUGAAGAACGAUGUGAUGGUUCGGGCGGCGAGGGGUGAGGCUGUGGGUCGAGUGCCUGUUUGGGUGAUGAGACAGGCGGGCAGGUAUUUGCCAGAGUUUCAAGAGUUUAGGAAAAAGCAUGACUUCUUCGAGAUCUGUCGGACGCCUGAAUUGGCGGCUGAAGUGACUCUAAUGCCAAUCAGACGCUACGAUUUGGACGCCGCCAUCAUUUUCUCGGAUAUUCUGGUCAUUCCUCAGGCGUUGGGAAUGGAGGUGCAAAUGGUUGGAGGCGUUGGACCCGUUUUGCCCAAUCCUCUCGUUAAACCGGAAGACGUGAAGACUUUACUCAAACUCGAUGUCGAUGUGGAGAAAGAGUUGCAUUAUGUGAUGGAAGCGAUUACUUUGACUCGACAUAAACUCGACGGCAAAGUACCACUGAUUGGCUUCUCGGGCGCGCCGUUCACUCUUAUGGGUUAUAUGAUAGAAGGCGGCGGUUCGAAGACAUUGUCCAAAACCAAGAAAUGGUUGUAUCAGAACCCAGAAGAGAGUCUCCAACUAUUGGAUCAGUUGAGUGAUGUGAUCAUUCAAUAUUUGGUGGCUCAGGUCAAGGCUGGCGCUCAACUCCUGCAGGUGUUUGAGUCAAACGCCGGCUUUUUGGGUCCAAAACAGUUCAACAAGUUUUCGCUUCCAUUCCUCAAAAAGAUUAGUGAAAAAGUGAAACAAUCGUUAACUGAUCUCAACGUCCCAACGGUUCCAAUGAUUGUGUUCGCAAAAGACGCUCAUUUCGGCAUUGAAUCGCUCAGUCAUUCUCAAUACGAUGUGAUUAGCAUUGAUUGGGCGAUAGAGCCAUCGGAAGCGCGUUCAUUGGCCGGACCGAAGGUUACACUUCAGGGAAAUCUAGAUCCCUGUGCUCUCUAUAGUGAUGUCCAACAAAUCGAUCUAAUGGUCAAAGAAAUGGUCGAAAGUUUCGGAACCAAUCGAUAUAUCGCUAAUUUGGGUCACGGAAUAUAUCCCGACGUAAAUCCACAACAUUUAGCCGUUUUUAUCGAUUCUGUUCACAAAUACUCGCAAAACACUGACAUUUAA
Medioppia subpectinata is the source of this 1086-nucleotide messenger RNA. Lineage: Eukaryota; Metazoa; Arthropoda; Arachnida; Sarcoptiformes; Oppiidae. The record is from the annotation of a GenBank genome assembly.